UAUUCUCCGCGUUACCUCCCGCUGCGAUCACACACUCUGGCGAGCUCUCUCGUUGCGCUUCGCUCGCGCGCUUUCGGAGCCGCUCCGAAUCAACCCAGACCGAGUUGACCAAUCAGUCGUCAAGGUUUAUCGCGUCUUGGCUAGUCGUCUUGGCGCGCUCUCUCGUGCAUCUCUCGUCGUGAGAUCUAACCUCGAUUGUUCGCUUCGUGUGUUCCGUUCGUCGUAUAUACUUAUAUACGAGCCACCUCGCUCAUCCGCACGUUUCAUCUACGCGAAUCUCCUCCUCUCUCUUUACCGCACCUUUGUUCCCCCCUCGUCGUGCAUCUCUCGCCCUCCGCUACCCUCUUCCUGUCGCGCCGUUCUUCUCUUCCUCUCCCUCCCCCUCCCGCCCUCCUUUGCCUCGUCUCAUCACUCUCUCUCUUUCUCUCUGUCUCUCUUUUUCUCGCUCUCUCUUUCCCUCCCGCUAGAAUCGACUAGUGUAUCGUCGCGCGAUUUUACGUGUGGCUCCCGUGUGUGCAUUACGGACGGCUUCGGGGAUCCAGGAUGCAGGCUAUCAAGUGCGUGGUCGUCGGCGACGGAGCGGUAGGUAAAACGUGCCUGCUGAUAAGCUACACCACCAAUGCGUUUCCCGGGGAGUACAUUCCAACAGUGUUUGACAAUUAUUCUGCCAACGUGAUGGUUGACGGAAAGCCGAUUAAUCUCGGCUUGUGGGACACGGCAGGACAGGAAGAUUAUGACAGAUUACGGCCGUUGUCCUAUCCACAGACCGACGUCUUUCUGAUCUGCUUUUCUUUGGUGAAUCCAGCGAGUUUCGAGAACGUACGUGCCAAGUGGUAUCCCGAGGUCCGUCAUCAUUGUCCCGCGACUCCGAUUAUUUUGGUCGGCACUAAACUAGAUCUGCGCGAAGACAAGGAAACCAUUGAACGUCUCAAAGACAAGAAACUGGCUCCCAUUACGUAUCCUCAGGGCUUGUCAAUGGCAAAGGAGAUCGGCGCUGUCAAAUAUUUGGAAUGCUCCGCUCUAACGCAGAAGGGUUUGAAAACCGUGUUCGACGAGGCAAUACGUGCCGUGCUGUGCCCCGUUCUGCAGGUCAAACCAAAGCGCAGAUGUUGCCUUCUAUAAUAUUAGAUGUAAUUCCUCGUUGCAUCUUGGGCACUGGAACGUGGUAAAGUGUGUCGUCGUCUCUUAUCCGGUGUACCAAGCUCAAACUGAGAGUCGGGACAAGUUAGUUUACAUUCGGAACCCCACAGUUGUAUCAUCAGCCUAUGUACAUCAACGUAUAAACAACGGGCUGCGAAUAUCUGCCAGCAUAUAAGCGCACAAGUAUAUCACCUAUAACAGGUGUACAUUUCUACAAAAAAAAAACAAAAAAAAAGAGCAAAGACAAAAGAGGGUUCGCGCACAUACAUACAGAAGACAGAACACACACAAGAGAAAUGAAAGAGAGAGAAAAAAAGAGAGGGAAAAUUACAAAAAUCAGUCAGAAAUUUAAAUUCACAACUUUUACAACGUGGCCUCCAGCACUUUCUCAAAAGAAAUUCGAUCGCAAGAAGGUUUUGCUCGCGCGCUUGUUUAGCGCGAGCAAAAUUUCCGGUCCAGACAGUCUGAUAAAAAAAAGAAAAAAAAGUAAAAAAAACAGGGCUAUAAAAUGCAAAUCGAAAACUGGACGUUCUAAGCGAAAGAGACAGAGAGAGAGAGAAAGAAAAAUGUAAAAGAAGAAGCCAAAAUAACUGAACUAACCGCGCUGUAUAGUAUAUAUAUAUAUAUUAUAGUGUAUAUUAUAGUAUAUAUAUAUAUAUAUAUAUAUAUAUUAUAAAUAUAUAUUAGAGUAUGUUUUAUUAAUAUUAUGAAAAUUAAUAAUUAUACAUUAAAAUGAAUGAGAUAACGCGAGUGGCGACAGAAAGAAAAAAGCAAAUACUACCGUGUAACUGUAAUAAGCGUCCAAACUCUGAUUACACACUUGAUCAGUUCAAUCAAAGAGGAAAACCAUUUUAUGCUAUCUGUCAUUGUACAUUUUUAGGUAGGAUACAUACAUAUGUUAGCGUAUUUAAAAAAAAAAGAAAAAAGAAAAAAAAGAAAAAAAAAAGAAAGAAAGAAGAAGAAACUAACGUAGAUUCCUUAUUGUGCAAAAGAUUUCAAUAUGCAUCAAGAUAUAUAACUUCGGAGAAAAAAAACAGAGAAUAUUUUUUAGAGAUAUGCGCAUAUAUAGUACGCGUGGCAAACGAUGUUUGGACGAUAUUCAUCUAGAUGUUUAUUAUAUAAAUGUGAUUAACAGUAUAAUUCUACACGCAACAAACACACAUACAUAUACACACCCACACACAUUUUUCCAAGUACUUAGAGCAAAUACCGUACGCAUUUCUUUCGGGAUGUGUCUCAUGCUGUGUGUUAUCCAAUUCCUUAAAAAAAAGAAAACCAAAAUUUUACAAGAAGAAUUUGUUAAUUCUUGCAAAAAACCGGCACUGUACCGACUUCGGGUGCGUUCGUUUUGGGACGCUCGCGUUUUUCUCGUGCGUCAGACUUUGUUUUUUUUUUUUCCACAAUUUAAGAUGAACGACCAGGACAGACCGACCCUUAAAGCUUGUCGAGCGCCCAAAAUGAACGCGUACGCCCUUCUCGUACACAUAAAUGUCCUAUAGAUUUACUUCAGAAAAAUUGUACAUAUAUAAAAUUUAAUUGAAGAUGUUGAUGCGUAAGCGCUGCGUUUGAUGUUCAAUGUGCACGUCUGUUAUUUAAAUUUUUUUGUUUGGAACACGCAACGAUGUUUAUUAGCAAUAGUUUCGCUUCGAUGUGAUGAUCUUUUUACGCGAUAAAAAAACACACGACAAUUGGCUCGUUAAGAAAAAAAACAAAACAAUUGCUGCAUUUUUUUUCCGCAAGCGAGAUUAUUAGCUCGACUGCUAAUAACAUAACAUGGCUUCCUUCUUCCACGAAAAAUUGGUUUAAUAUUAAAAAAAAAACGUAAACGUUAACAUACCAUACUUUAAGAAAUAAACUAAUUGUACAAGAGUUCUAGAUGUAUGUGAUAUAUUAAAGAGUAUAAAUGUGUUUAUAACUAAUAUGAUUCCUCUGCUUCGCGCGCGUUUCGCGAUUUGUUAAUGACAAUGAGUCUCUCUCGGAACAUCACGCGCGACGACCUUUGAAGCGCGCGCGAUGAAUCACGUUCUUUCUCACAGAAACUGUCGUGUCAUCCCGGGAACGAAAUUAAAAGGGAAAAAUCAUCGCGUUUGUGACAAAAAAAAAAA
Messenger RNA from Pseudomyrmex gracilis, 3245 nucleotides. It is a transcript of the gene Rac1, whose product is annotated as ras-related protein Rac1. The record is from RefSeq and is a predicted model, not a curated record. NCBI's taxonomy places the organism in Eukaryota, Metazoa, Arthropoda, Insecta, Hymenoptera, Formicidae. Bases 544 to 1122 code for a protein of 192 amino acids. Gene Ontology annotation, cellular component: cytoplasmic vesicle; cytoskeleton; cell cortex. Gene Ontology annotation, biological process: establishment or maintenance of cell polarity; cortical cytoskeleton organization; motor neuron axon guidance. The transcript is spliced from 3 exons. Gene Ontology annotation, molecular function: protein kinase binding; GTP binding; GTPase activity.